Molecule: messenger RNA, 249 nt
Organism: Necator americanus (New World hookworm)
Lineage: Eukaryota; Metazoa; Nematoda; Chromadorea; Rhabditida; Ancylostomatidae
Exons: 2
Coding region: 1-249 (82 amino acids)
Source: RefSeq, a predicted model, not a curated record
AUGCUCCGCGAAACUCUCCUCAUAUUACUAUUCGUUCAUUUAAGCAACCAAGUGGAAUUUUUCAAGGAAAGUGAAGUCUGUAGCUCCGUAAAAUGUCCAUCGAAUAUCUUCUACUACUUCGUUUGCUGCUCGGGCGAAUGCUGCCUCCGUCUCCAACUGAUCCCUUCCAUCAUCAUCGCUGCUAUCGCCAUCGUGCUCACCUGUGUCUGUUGCACCGCAUGCUGUUGCCACUGCUGCUUCAGGGAUUGA